Labeo rohita (rohu) is the source of this 2053-nucleotide messenger RNA. RefSeq lists its product as uncharacterized. NCBI's taxonomy places the organism in Eukaryota, Metazoa, Chordata, Actinopteri, Cypriniformes, Cyprinidae. Gene Ontology annotation, cellular component: membrane. The transcript has 7 exons. The coding region runs from base 166 to 756 and encodes 196 amino acids. The record is from RefSeq and is a predicted model, not a curated record.
UGUUUUCUGAGUUCUUGGCACAGAUUUGACCUCUUUUUCCAAACAUCCUGUAGUGACCGCCCAGUCCUUCCCUCCCACUGUUUUCUUCUCGUGUUUCUCUUCACUGGGCUGUUGCACAACGGCAUUGUUUUCAUCUUGGUGGUUCUGUCACAGACACAUGCAGUGAUGGUGGAGGAUCGAGCAGCAGGAAGCGUAUCGGAGGCCAUCAGCACAGUGACGGGCGGCAGUAAACCUCUGCACCGCUUCCUCAGAGGACAACCCAAGAGUAUUGGAGUUGUGCUGGUGAUGAUGGGUGUAGGUCUGUUCAUAUUUGGGAUUGCCACGAAUGUGGAAACAGAUGCGCCCACCUCAGCAGAGCAGUUCACCCCUUUCUGGCUUGGGAUCUUGUUCUUUAUCUGUGGUCUUCUGUACAUACUGUCUGAACGCAGCCCCUCCAAAAAGUUGAUCACAGCCAGCCUUGCUUUGAGCAUCAUCUCAGUCAUUGGAUCGCUGUCUGCUAUGAUAGACUUCUCUAGAGCGAUUGUAGGAAUCUAUCACGUGCAAUGGGAUCAUAUGUAUGAGAAUCACACACAGGAGGAGGAAAUUUACACCAGACAACAUUAUAUGCCCAUCAGAAACAUAGAGCUAGUGUUCUGCUGUCACAGCUUGAUAGGAGGCAUUCUGCUCAUAAUCAUGACGUUCUUCGCCAGGGCGGCGCUGCAAUCCAGCCGGACUCAGGCCGUUGUUGUAAUGCGGAACCUGCCGUCAGCAGAGUGAACAUCCCCAAUCAUCUGAACGUCCUCCUUCAAGUACGUGAAGAGGAGGAUUAGAAUAUUUCACUAAUAAUCAACUGUGAUCUUUAAUAUCGCAUAUAUACAGUAUAUUAAGUGGUAACAAAAUGCGGCAGUAGAACUGUACUUUCGUGACAUUUAUGUAUAAAUUUAUCUUUGUGCUAUCUAACUGUAUAUUAAUGCUUUUGUCAGUGACGGUUCUAAUACUAUAAUAGCUUUGCUGAUGUCUGUUCAAGAGUGCUUCAUCUGGAAAGGAUCUGUUAUGUACAAACAUCUGAUAAACAGCUUUAAAAAGAGAGAUUUACAUGCACUCAAAUCAUAAACACUCUUGUUUUAGACACACUGCAAACACAUUACAUCUUCUAGAUGGAAAUCUUCAUAUCAGAUAGACGUCUGUGAGAUGAAUGUGUGAUGUUUGAGUUUAUAACUAAGCUGAUUGUCAAACUGUAAGUCUUUAUCUUUAUCUAGUAUACUAUACUAUCGGCGUUUCCCAACUCUAGUCCUCGCGUCCUGAGCAGGGAGCGUUCCUUCAUGGAUUUGCUCUGCGCCGCUGCCUGCAGCGUCUUCACACACAGACGAAACUUACUAGAGAAGUGUCAAAUGUGACAUCACAUACCUCUGUACAUAAAUAUAAUUUAAAUUCACGUCUCACACUCUUUAAUGUCCUUUGAGUGGAACAUAUACACUCGUUUCAAACUGGAAUCAUGGCAGAAUAUCCGGUGACAUCCACUUCGCAGGGCACUUCACGGUCGAAUAGAACAAUCACCGUACGUGUUAAGAGAAACAUACAUAAUAUGCAGAGCGAGGACUGACGUUGGAAAACUGCUAUAGAUAACAGUAUAGUAUUUCUAGUAUACUAGAUAAUACUAUUUAGUAAUACAGUAACAGAAAUAAUUCAAUGUAAAGACUUACUAAUAUGGCUAAAAUAAACUGUGUGCUGAAACAUAAAGCAUAAAAGUCCUAAAAGGAUGGUUAAUCUGUAGGAGCAGGACUGAAGACGCUGAAAAGUGAACAGCUUUGAGAUGAUUAGCAGGAGAUCAUAUGUGGUUCUUGGUUGUGAGAUUGUUGCAUGCAGACCUCAUCAGCAUGCUCACCACUUGUGAUCACCCAAGAUAGAUGCUAAUACCUGCUGUAAACAGGUUCAUUUCAUUUUUUUUUUAACAGCAGGAAAAAUCCUUGUACACAUGUAUUUUAAAUGUAAUUUUUAUUUUUAUUUUUUUUUAUGUGUUAUUUUGUAUUCAAAAUUAUUUGUACUUGAACAAUUUAAUAAACAAAUUCUGUGA